Molecule: messenger RNA, 2693 nt
Organism: Annulohypoxylon truncatum
Lineage: Eukaryota; Fungi; Ascomycota; Sordariomycetes; Xylariales; Hypoxylaceae
Product: DNA repair exonuclease
Exons: 4
Coding region: 171-2384 (737 amino acids)
Biological process (GO): mitotic intra-S DNA damage checkpoint signaling; double-strand break repair via nonhomologous end joining; double-strand break repair via homologous recombination
Cellular component (GO): Mre11 complex; nucleus
Molecular function (GO): 3'-5'-DNA exonuclease activity; DNA endonuclease activity; manganese ion binding
Source: RefSeq, a predicted model, not a curated record
CAGGCAGCAUCCAUCCCAUUAGACAUCUCUCAAUGACACACAAUGAUACUCAAAAACCCUGAGAGAUAGGAAUAAGUAUAUGCAUCUCUUAACAGCUUUGAGCGGAAAGUUUAUUUGCAGCUCUGUUUUGAGAAAUACUUCGCCGCUCCGAAGCUCAUUACCACCUAAAAAUGCAGCAAUCACAGUUUAGCGAUGCGGAUACGAUUCGCAUCCUCGUUGCCACUGAUAAUCAUGUGGGUUAUGAGGAGCGUGAUCCAAUCCGAGGAGAUGAUAGCUGGAAAUCGUUUGACGAGAUUAUGAAUUUGGCCCGAACAGAGGACGUUGAUAUGGUGUUGCUAGCCGGCGACCUGUUCCAUGACAACAAGCCAUCCAGGAAAGCCCUGUAUAAGGUCAUGCGAUCGUUGCGGAAGAAUUGUCUUGGCAAUAAACCGUGCGAGCUCCAGUUCCUCAGCGAUGCAACUGAGGUCUUUGAUGGCGGCUUAGGACAUGUUAACUAUGAAGAUCCCGAUAUCAACAUUUCCAUCCCGGUUUUUUCUAUCCACGGUAAUCAUGAUGAUCCUAGCGGCGAAGGAAACUUAUGUUCCCUCGACCUACUUCAGAUGGCCGGACUUGUCAACUAUUUCGGGCGUGUGCCACAGGUGGAUGAUAUUCAUGCCAAACCUGUCCUACUUCAGAAGGGGUUAACUAAGUUAGCACUCUACGGGAUAAGCAAUGUUCGCGACGAACGCAUGUUUCGGAAUUUCCGCGAUCAUAAUGUUAAAUGGUACAGGCCGAACCAGCAAUCGAGCGAUUGGUUCAACUUGCUCGCUGUCCACCAAAACCAUCACGCUCAUACUGCUACUGGGUAUCUACCUGAAAACAUGCUGCCUGAAUGGCUAGACUUGGUCGUCUGGGGUCACGAGCAUGAGUGCCUGAUCGAUCCUAGCCAUAACCCGGAGACUGGCUUUCAUGUCAUGCAGCCAGGUUCUUCAGUCGCUACAUCGUUAGUACCAGGUGAAGCUGUAGCUAAACAUGUUGCGAUAGUUAGCGUCACUGGGAGGGAUUUCAAAAUAGUCAAACACCGACUGAAGUCAGUCCGCCCUUUCAUGACCGCCGAGAUUGUCCUCGCAAACGAUAAGAGAUUUAAAGGGCUCGACAAGAAAAAAGAAAACCGCCAUGAGCUCACAAAAAAACUGAUGGGUGUCGUAGAAGAGAUGAUUGAGGAAGCAAAUGCCGAGUGGGAAUCUAUCCAGGAAGUAGAUUCUCUAGAUAAUACACGACCGCUACCCCUGAUUCGUCUAAAGGUUGAAUAUACUGCACCGGAGGGAGGCCAAUAUGACAUCGAAAAUCCACAGCGCUUCUCUAACCGAUUCCAAGGCAAGGUCGCGAACACCAAUGACGUAGUACACUUCUAUCGCAAGAAGACGGUGCAAAGAAAGGCGCCUGCCGGAGAACUACCAGAAGAGCUACUAGAGGCCUUGGAGGAAAUAGAAGAUAUCAAGGUUGACAAACUAGUCGCCGAAUUCCUUUCCGCCCAAGCACAGUCUCUAAAAAUCUUACCUCAAGCACCUUUCGGUGACGCAGUAAACCAAUUCGUCGACAAGGACGACAAGCAUGCCAUGGAGUCAUUCGUGAGCGAAUCCCUAUCAGAGCAGGUCAAGCAAAUGCUCUCGCUCGGAGAAGAUGGCGAUCUCGACAAUGCAAUGGAACAGGUCAAGGCGAGACUUGAAGAGAAGUUUUCCGCGGGCGUGCUAAAUCAGCCAAGAAGACGCAUUUACAAGCCGAAACCAGACGACUACGACUCGGACAUCGAAGGGCCCUGGCAAGACCGCCCCGAAGCGCUCGACCACGAAGCUAUGGCUGCUAACGCGGCGAAGUCCCAGCCUUCCCAACCAGCAAAACAACCUAAGGCUCGCGGACGUAAAGCAGCGCCGGUCGUGGAAGAGGACGAGGACAUGGAUGACGUUUUCGAGGAACCGACGCCUAAGCCAAAGGGAAGGGGUAGAAUGGCGGCAGCGGUUGCUAAGCCGAAAGCGCCCGCCAAAGCGCCGGCUAGAAAAGCACCCGCGAGAGGCCGCGGCAAGAAACAAGUCUUCGAGCAGAGCGACGAGGAAGAGGAGGAGGAAGAGGACGUGGUGAUGGACGACGACGACUACGAUCCCCCCGCGCCGCCGCCGAAACGCGCAGCGACGACGACGAGGGCUACGAGGGCGGCGCCGGCGAGGAGCCAGACAUCGAGGGCUGCGGCGCCUACUGCUCCGAAGAGCGCUGGCGCGAAGCCGAGGCAGACGAAGUUGAACUUCGGGUCCCAGAAGGCGACGCAGGAUGAUCCGCUCGAAAUUAGUGAUGACGAGAUUUCGGAUGAUUUUGAGUCGGUGCCGACGACGAGGACUCGGAGACGGUGAUGAUGAGGUGAGGUGGUGUUAGGGAGGGAGGUAUGAUGAUGAACAUGGAUAGGGGGUAAGAGAAAAGAUUUCCCUAUCUAGGGUUUACGGUAUGUCUAAGUGUUUGCUUGGCUGUACGUUGCUAUCUGAGGACAGUGAGAUACUGUGUUAAUGAAUCUGCUCGUCGUGUUGGUAUGGGGAUUAGACAUUGAUGCGUAGAUAUCAAGACUACCGUCUAGGCUGUAAUCUAGCUAGCUCUAUAUCACCUAAUACCUGACAAACUGUAAAGUCGUAGAUAGAAGGGAUAAAAGGCAGGCACCAACAGGCCUA